AGAGUGAGUUUGGCCCGAACGGGCGGCUGUGCGGCUUGAGAUGGCGGAUGGUGUUGGUUGGAGUCGGCGUCGGGUGUAGGAGAUCGAGAGCUUUGGAGUCGGACUGCAGUCGUAGGAUCCUACAGCUUCGUGCGAUUUCAGGCAAAGAGAUCAAGGGAUAGAUGACGAGAGCGCAGAUCGUUGCCCGGUGCCGAAUCUAUCGAGCUGCUCUCUUUCGCCUCUUUGUAGCCCACUAUACUUCCCCUCUUACCGCCUCCGCCUUCGCCUCCCACCAUUCUUUUCUCUCCUCCCCAUCUCUCUCCCGAUUCUGCAAUGCCCAUUUCUAUAAAUCCCUCUCUUUCCAUUUCCCCUCUCCUGAAGCCGAGGAUAGUGAUUUUGACUCCGAUUCCUCCAAACCCAUCUCCAAUUUCCUCAGCUCAGACCUUCCCAUCAUCAUUCAACACCUCUCACAAGCGAAAUCAAACUUCUCGACGCAAGAGGAGGCGUUGGGCUUCAUGAGAUCCUCACAUAUAACCAAACCCACGAUGGGUCUGAUUUGUUCAGUGCUUUGGGAGCUCAGGCACGAUUGGGAAUCUGCCUUCCUGGCUUUCAGGUGGGCUAGCAAUUGUGUUCUUGGAUCGCCAUGGGCAUGGCAUUUAAUGAUCUGGGUGUUGGGUAAGCAAAGAAGGUUCGAUCUGGCUUGGAUGGUUUUGCGGAGAAUGCAUUACAAGUCGCUGCUUACUCGUCGGGCAUUGAUUAUUAUGAUGGAAAGGUAUGUAUCUGCAAAUGAGACUGGGAAAGCAAUUAAAACAUUCCAUGCUUUGGAGAAAUUCAAUGUAAAAGCAGAUUUGGAUGUAUUUUAUGCUCUUCUUCGUGUUCUUUGCAAAAACAAGAAUGUUGAGGAAGCGGAAGAGCUUCUUCUUUUGAAACAAAAUUUUUUUCCUCUUGAAACUACUGGAUUCAACAUUAUUUUAGAUGGCUGGUGUAACAUUCUUGUCGAUUUGAUUGAAGCAAAAAGAGUUUGGAAAGAAAUGGCAAAAUAUUGCAUCAUACCAGAUAGUACUUCCUACACUUAUAUGAUUGGUUGCUUGGCAAAACAUGGAAAUCUCUUUGAUUCUCUAAGGUUUUAUGAUGAGAUGAAGAAGAGAGGUUGGUUUCCAAACCUUAAGGUUUGCAACUAUCUAAUUUAUAUCUUGACAAGAGAAAAUUGCAUGAAAGAAGCAUAUAGCAUGUUUAACAAAAUCAUGGAGACAGGUUUGCAACCAAAUUUGGAAACUUAUAAUUGUAUGGUACUUCCACUUUGUGAAGCACAUAGACUCGAUGAAGCACAAGAGAUAAUGCAGAUGAUGAUUUUAGGAGGUGUUCGUCCGUCUAUGGAUACUUACCAUGCAUUUAUCAAGAUAGAGGAUUUCCCGGGAUUAAUCAAGCUGGUUGAACAAAUGAAAGAGGAUGGUAAUACGCCAAAUCAAAGCACUUUCCUCCUAAUUUUUAAUAAUUUUUUUAGAUUGGGCAAAUCAGAAAGUGCACUGAAGAUGUGGAGUGAAAUGAGUAGAUAUGAUGUUAUUCCUAACGCCGUGCAUUACAUUACAAUGAUUAAAGGAUUGGCGGCGGAUGGAUGGAUUCCGAAGGCUAAGGAAUUUUAUGAUGAAAUGAAGUCAAAAGGGUUUCGAGCUGACCCCGAAUUGGAACUGCUUAUGAAGGGCUUUCUUUCAAGCAACAACUACUGUUGGGGCAAAGGUGCUAAGGGAUACAAAACUAGGAAACUUGAAAGGAACAAAAUUUGUAGAGAUUUAAAACUUUGAUAAUUAUACUGUCCCAUAUGAUGACAUGUAUUAUAUCCUAUUAAUACAAUUCUACUUUGAUCAGUUUGUUUGGUAAGCU
Dendrobium catenatum is the source of this 1860-nucleotide messenger RNA. RefSeq names its product pentatricopeptide repeat-containing protein At1g80880, mitochondrial. Lineage: Eukaryota; Viridiplantae; Streptophyta; Magnoliopsida; Asparagales; Orchidaceae. The record is from RefSeq and is a predicted model, not a curated record. Gene Ontology annotation, molecular function: protein binding. Bases 162 to 1781 code for a protein of 539 amino acids. The transcript has 3 exons.